Molecule: messenger RNA, 1204 nt
Organism: Eutrema salsugineum
Lineage: Eukaryota; Viridiplantae; Streptophyta; Magnoliopsida; Brassicales; Brassicaceae
Product: membrane-anchored ubiquitin-fold protein 6
Exons: 3
Coding region: 499-855 (118 amino acids)
Molecular function (GO): protein binding
Source: RefSeq, a predicted model, not a curated record
CUCAGUAAUAAUUUUAAAUAAAAAAUAGCCAGCUUAAACUGAGAUUAACGGGAAAACGAGGGGGUAGAAAAGUCAAAUGAAGGAUUCAGGUAGGAGGAUUAGAAGAAUCUCACUUUACCAAGAAAACCCAAAAAUUAAUUUUGCUGCUCAAAGACAGCCUUUCAACCAAAGUGUCUCUCUUUUCUUCUUCUUCUUCUUCUUUCGAUUCUUCUUCUUCUUUAUUUUUCUUAUUUUCUUAAUCAGAAAGUUCCUCAAUUAUAUUUGGAUCUGUUCUUCACAAACGGCUGAUCCUUGAUACACAGUCAAAAGAAACAAAUUAGUUUUUUUUUCUCUGUUUUGGGGUUUUGUCGUAAUUGGAUUGGUGAACAAUCCUGUUUAGUGUUCGAUGAUAUUCCCCAGAGAGAAAAAGGGGUUGAUACAGUGAAGAAAAAUUGUAUUUUUUCAAUAGAUUUUUGUUUUUUGGGUUUUUUUCUAUAUUUCUGGGGAAAUAGGAACAUCAUGGCAGGUGAAGAUUGUAUAGAACUCAAAUUUAGACUUGCAGAUGGCACCGACAUAGGUCCGAGCAAGUACGAUCAAUCCAUGACUGUUUCUUCUCUCAAAGAGAAGAUCAUUUCUCAAUGGCCUAAAGACAAAGAAAAUACUCCAAAGAGUGUAAAUGAUGUGAAGCUCAUCAAUGCCGGGAAAAUACUGGAGAACAAUAGGACGCUUGCUGAAUCCAGGCUUCCCGUUGGUGAACUUCCUGGAAUGAUCAUCACUAUGCAUGUUGUUCUUCGUCCUCCUACUUUAGACAAAAAGAGUGAAAAACUGCAAAAUGAUCCUCCGAUGAAGAAUCGAUGCGCGUGCACCAUUUUGUAGCUGCAAGUAAAUUGGGAUCAUAGAGAUUUUUAUCCUUUGAUGAUAAUAGCACUGGGUGAUGAUUGCUCCUUUAUAUAGAACAGCUUCCAUAGCUUCAAACAAGCUUUGAGAAGUUCCUUCAAAUACAGGAUGAUUGGCAUAGACUUGAAAACAGAUGAUCUUCUUUACAGAAUUUGGUUUCAUUUGUGUGGUUGAUAAUUUAUUUUUCAUUUUUUUUCCUUCAUUGUUUCUCAAAAAUGGCUUAAGAAAAUGUACUACGAUACUUGAAGGAUGUUUUUUUCUUACGUAUAUACAAUAUGUAACAAAAAAUGAAUAAAAGGAGUUUAUCUGUUAAGAAUUCGCUAUAUUU